Molecule: messenger RNA, 4868 nt
Organism: Brassica rapa (field mustard)
Lineage: Eukaryota; Viridiplantae; Streptophyta; Magnoliopsida; Brassicales; Brassicaceae
Product: ABC transporter B family member 22-like
Biological process (GO): transmembrane transport
Cellular component (GO): membrane
Molecular function (GO): ABC-type transporter activity; ATP binding
Source: RefSeq, a predicted model, not a curated record
AUACGAAGUAGACCAUAUAUAUGUUAGGAACGGCAAUAAGUGUAAAAACGUUAUAUAAAUGUGAAUCUUGACAUGAAAUUUACGUCGAGAAUGUUAUAAUUAAUCUUUUCAUUAGGAAAAAAAACUAAUGGUUUCUGUACACAUUGGGUGAUUAACAGAAUGCUGUAGCUAUGCUUUCUGUGGCUGGUGCAUCUUGGGUGGUCUGUUUCCUUGGUAAGUCUUUUAGACCAUGUUUCUUUCCGUUUUUCUUUUAAAUCUACAAAUUAAAAUUUAUUGGUGCAUUUGUAUAAAGCUAACUAUUUAUGUAAAAUUUGUGAAUGGAUUUUAAUAUUUAUAUACAAAACAGAAGGAUAUUGCUGGACAAGAACAGGGGAGAGACAAGCAGCAAGAAUGAGGGAGAGAUACUUGAAAGCAGUGUUGAGACAAGAUGUGGUUUACUUUGAUCUUCAUGUCACCAGCACUUCUGAUAUUACCAAAAGUGUUUUCAGUGACAGCCUCGUCAUGCAAGACGUCCUCAGCGAAAAGUUACCGAACUUUUUGAUGAGUGCAUCUGCAUUUGUCGCAAGCUACGUAGUGGCUUUCUGAUGCAGCAUCAUGAUAACUUCACCAUCAAGCAACGAUCAUCUAUAUUGGCUUUUUUAGGAUUUCCUUUUCUUACUUAAUGUUUAAUUUCCUUUUUAUUAGUUUUCCUAUUUCUACAAGGAUUAGGAGAUUUUAGCCGACUCUUGAGACUUAUAUAAGUCUUUGUACCUUUGCUUUUGAUACGCAGUUUUUGAAAGUUAUUAAUCAAGAGAUUUCUCUUAAGCCUUGUGUUGAUUCGAUUAAAUUCAUCAAUCCGAGAGCCUUGCAUUGAUUCGAUUCAAUUCAUCAAUACAAGAAGUCAGGUCUCUAGAGAUUUAAAACCUAAAUCCCUAGAUUUGAGCUGAGUUAUAAACCCUACGCUGCGCCAGGUUGGUAUCAGAGCCGAGCAACGAUUCCUAACGAUGGGCAAAGCUAAGAAAAAAUCCCUUCCCACUGAGGCAGAGUUAUUUGUGUGUCUUAAAAAAGAUAUACAACAGCUUAGCAAGGCGGUGCAGGAUUUUGUUAUCCAGGUUAAUUCUAAUCACGAAGAUGUUUUUGACAACUUUAGUGACGGCCAAGAAAUUUUUUCAGAGCAGAAAAUUGAUCCAAGCCAUGGUCUAUUCGAUGAAGACAACAUAAAAGGAGAUGAGUGCUAUUUUGUCGAUCAGAUUGGCGAUCCAAUAUUUGACGUGUACGGCGAAUACAAUGCUAUAUAUGCUGACCCAAUAUUUGAAGACGACUCGAAAAAAUAUUUCUGCAUUGGUCAGUUUGGUGAUGACGUGUUUGAUGCAGAAAAAAAUCCAGUUUUUGACGUGGUUGACGAAGACGAGGCAGAAGCUAUCCCAAUCUAUGACGUGUUUGAUGAAAACGAGACAAAAAAAGUCACGGAUAAAGAAAGGGAAGAUGAUAGCAAAAAUUUUAAUGACUCCGUUUACGCUCAAGAAACUCCAACGUUUUCUAAUACAGGUUUGGUGAAAAGCAAUGGUGUUACAUGUGACUUUAAUCUUAAGGAUAAAUCUCCUUCCUUUCAAACGAUGAUUCCCAAACAAGAACUUGUUCGUGUCUGUGAAGAGAGAGCUGGCAAGACUUGUAUGGAUUUACAAAAAAAAAAUAUGAAUUAUUGUGCAUGGAGAAAGAAUUUUCACCGACACAUCAAUCGCGAGCCACCUGAUCGUGUUCAACACAAAGGUCUUGAAGAUGAACAAGGGCAUACAAAAUUUCUGAAUGCAAAGAUCACUAAACUUGAAGAAGCUCUUUUGUUAGAGCAAGAGAAAAACCAGACUUUAGAGCGUGAGUUGAGUAAAACACGCAGGAAUAUAUGGAUGUUAAAUACGGGAUCCAAAACUUUAGACAAUAUUUUAAGUAUUGGUAGAACAGAGAAGACUACGACUGGUCUCGGUUAUCAAGGAGGUCCAUCAAGUUCACAAACUGUCUUUGUUCGAGCAAGUCGUCCGAGAGAAAUAGUACAUGUGAAGUCGGUAUGCCUUCCAUUCUUUGACAAGAGUGACAAUGAUUCAUAUAUUCAUAUGGAACAACAUAUGGAUUGUAUUCUAUGGAAAGACGAAAUACAUAGGCAAAUCAGUAAAGAGCCACCAGAUCGUGAUCAUAGUAAAGUUGUGGUUAUACACAAAGAAAACAAUGGUGAGCUUGUGGAAUGGCUGCUGUUCUGGAAGAAGUGGGUCAGUACAAAACGGAUAUACCUACACUAUAGAGAGGAAAAGACAUCAUCCUGUGAGAUUUUUGAGGGGUUAUUUGCAUGUCCAGUGAUGCAACGGAGGUGCGAUUUUGUUUUCCAACAAAUUGUUGUGGUCGCUCUUCAUGAGGAACAUAUUUCUGUUAGGAGCCCUAUACGUGAUUGUUGUAAUCAGCUUGGAGAAAAGAUGUUGCUUCUUAAAACUGAAGAUAUAAUGAUUGUAAUUGCUUCACCUCACGUGCUGGACGACAUAGAAUCAAAUCAUCAGGUGCUAUAUUUUGCUAGAUCAGCCUUGCACUUUGACGUGGAUGAAGCUGUUGUACAGCCACUGUUGUACAUGUGGUUGCAUAUUUCCCCCUGGAUCGUGACAAGAAACGCAUAUGUUAGCCCACGACAAAGAUGGAUCACUGUAUGGUUUUAUUCACAAAUGAAACCAGUUAUCAGUGUUACUUAUUUUGGUAUGCAGACCAUCUUAGGUGCCUUUACUUAUGUGGUAAUUUGUGAAGAUGGUAUGGAUGUUCUGCCACGACAUCAUCAUUUAUUUGAUAUAUCCAAGCGUGUAAAUUUUCUUGUACACAGAGGAAAGUCCAAAAGCUACAUCAAAGGGGAUACUCUCUUGAGUAGUUUGUCGACUUCUACGGGUAUUUCAGUGACCUGUAUCCAAGAAAAUUUUGUGGAAAAUCACUAUGCUAUUAAUGUCGUCUCUUCUCCACGAUGGUUAAUGUUUCCACUUGGCUCUUUCUUGGUUUACGUAUUCACUGGCGGAGAAGACUCUGUGCUUGUGUGGCCAUUAUUGGCUCAUACCAUGAUGUCUUACGAUAUUCUAGAAUUCCUUAUCACGGCAGAGGUUUCACAGAGUCUGGGAAAUAUGUGGAUCACGAGGAUUUUAAGUUUCUUACAUAUUCAUGUAUGGCCAUUACAGAUUAUGCUGGAGAGUUUGGAGACAUUUGUUUAUUGGAAAGUGCUUCAUUGUGGAGUUUCUAAGUUGAGAAUAUGGGAUGUUCAUCAUCCACAAAUGAAGUCGAAUGACAAAUCCACGACAGCAACAUGGGUGAGUUACAUUGCUUGCGUGUCAAGUAAGUACUUAUGGGAGGCCUACAGUUGUGUGUUAUGUGUUCGUGGUAGCAUUUUUUUUCUGUCACAGCCAUCUUGGACUGGUUUCUCUAUUCUAAUAUGGGUAAUGGGUAAAGAAGUAUUUCCUUGUCAAGAUCCAUGGAAUAAGGUGAUCAAGCUUUUGACGAGUUACGAUCUGUUUCAUGUUAAGCUUCGUGCACAUUUUCAACCAACACAUAUUGUUGUGUGUUCUCUUUUGAGGAUAGUGAUGAGUGAUCGAAAUACCAGCCAUGAAUUUGAUCAAGUCGAUACAUGUCGUAGAGGUAUUCUCAAGCAUGUCUUGAAUUCAUUGCGUCGUGUUGUUUGGGCAAUGCUUUUACAGCACUGGGCAGUGUUGUCUUCUACUUCUUGGGAACUCGAGUCAUCUUACGACGAGUACAUUGGUCAACAUGAACUCAGUUUUGUGUUCCGUUUGAAUGAUAUAAAGGGCAUAGUAUUGUGUUUCAUUGCACCACCUGCUGGCAUCUUUUCAUCUCUCGUUAUUGGUGAUCGGUGUAUCGUCCAUCCUCACCGAGAACGUGGGCUUUAUGCUUUUGCAGUUCAAGAAAAACUUUUUCACUACAACAGAAGAAAUGAGUUCCUGAAUUGGUGGUCAAUAGGCACUAACAUGACAGUGUGGUCUAUACCAAAUACGUGUCCAUCAGUUCCAUGGGCAUAUUUUCAAGUCAUCUCAUUACAAAUCAGGUGUGGAGUUUUCACGUUGGGAAUGGAAGCUAUUUGCAGUCUACAAAUGGGUUCAUAUUGCAGAUACACGGCAUUAAUUUGUUGGAGUAAUGUUUCUUGCGCUUCAGGCAACCUAUUUUGUUUUGUUUUGGUUCACGACUUAAUGUCUUUUCCUGAAUAUAUAUCCCUACGUUCGUGGAGAAGUGGCAUGAAUGAGUUUUUGGAGCAUGCCAGUGUGGGACUUAAACGUGGCGAUCAGUCUCUACGUCACAUGUCUAAGAAUAUUCUCCUCGACGUCAACAAAAUCAAUAGAUUAGAAAAAGAUGAUCACACUAUGCACGUGAUACUUACAGAGAAGAAUGAUAUCAAGAGAAAUUUGAAAAGGGAAAAUAUUACGAAGGAUAUGCUUUUCUUGGAGGUUCGGGAGCAGCAAUUUUCAUUUCGAUUCGUGGUCGAAUCUUUCGAACCCGGAGGGACCUGAUGCAGCAUCAUGAUAACUUCACCAUCAAGCAACGAUCAUCUAUAUUGGCUUUUUAGGAUUUCCUUUUCUUACUUAAUGUUUAAUUUCCUUUUUAUUAGUUUUCCUAUUUCUACAAGGAUUAGGAGAUUUUAGCCGACUCUUGAGACUUAUAUAAGUCUUUGUACCUUUGCUUUUGAUACGCAGUUUUUGAAAGUUAUUAAUCAAGAGAUUUCUCUUAAGCCUUGUGUUGAUUCGAUUAAAUUCAUCAAUCCGAGAGCCUUGCAUUGAUUCGAUUCAAUUCAUCAAUACAAGAAGUCAGGUCUCUAGAGAUUUAAAACCUAAAUCCCUAGAUUUGAGCUGAGUUAUAAACCCUACGCU